AUGCCGGACGGCCUCGACACUAUAAAGGAGAACCAACCGACGUCGCCGACAAAAUCGGAAAAAUCAGCAAAAAAUGGAGAACCACCAUUUGAAGAAGAGGAUCAGGAUAUUGGUUCGCUGAACGACGGACAGCUCACGAACUACUCUUCUCAGUAUUCAAUCAACAUGGGUGCACAACAAGUUGAAACACAAUUGGUACCCCAUGCGCCUGAUGGCGGAUAUGGAUGGGUUAUUGUAAUCGCUGCUUUUAUGUCAAAUUUUGUGGUGGAUGGUAUCUCUACAGCAUUUUCGGAAUUCAAACAAUCUUACAAGGAUCGGUAUAUGUCUUCGGACGCGAUGACCUCACUCAUCGGAUCUCUCAUUAUUGGAAGUUACUUGCUCGUCGGACCAAUCGUCGGAGGACUUUGCAAUAAAUACGAGCCAAGAUAUGUUGUCAUCCUAGGAUCUCUCAUUUCUGGAGUCGCUUUUCUGAUCGCUCCUGCCGCCCCAAACAUUUACAUUUUCAUGCUAAUCUACGGAGUUGUUGGAGGAAUCGGUUUUGGUAUGAUCUACUUGCCAGCUAUUGUUGUUGUUGGAUUUUAUUUCGAGUCUAAGAGAGCUAUGGCUACUGGAAUUUCCGUCGCUGGAUCUGGAGUCGGAACUUUUGUGAUGCCAAUGAUCUGCCAGUAUGCUAUUGCUAACUUCGGAUGGGAGAAGACUCUAUGGAUUUUGGCUGCUUUCAAUUUCUGUUGUGUCGUUUUUGGAUUCCUCUACCGCCCACUCCCAAUGAUUGACCCCAAUGAGCUCCGUGACCAAGAGAUGGAGCCACUCCGUCAGGCGCUUUCCAAGAUGUCCGAUGGAGAAGAUCAAGAGGAGGAGACAGUUGAAAGUCCGCAUGUCAACCGUUCGACGUCGGCCGCCAGUGGUGCCAAUCAGGAAGAAGAUUUGUCUCAAGAUCCAGCCGUCAAACGCCUUCGCAGUGUCCUCAAUGAAAUCGAUGAUGGAUCUGAGACUCCAAAAUCCGAUGCUCAUAAGAUCCGCCACGCGGCUCCACGUUCCCGAAAGCACACCAUGACUAGCAACUCUGGAUCCCAACACGACUUGAAAUCUUCCCGUGGAAACCUGGCUGAAAAUCGUUUGAGCCGCGUCUCCGCCAGAUCAUAUGCCCAAUCUUUGAGCAAAUUGAGCAAGUCUGGAGGUGCUUCCAACCUCAGCAUCGCCAUGAGUGGAGUCGACCCAAAUGAGUUUGCUCGUCCAUUGAACAGACAGGAUAUCUUCUACGGAGGAUCAAUCAGCAAUUUGAAGGAAUUCAAGCAAGAGGGAGGAAACAUGGCUAACUAUCGCUCGUCGACUCUCUCCAUUCCAAAAUCUGUUGUUGGACAAGCUGCUUCUCAAAUGAAUUUGAGCCGUGCCGGAAGUCGUAUUGGAGGACAAGCUGUGCCAGAAGAGGAAGACGAAAUGAUUGAACCAUUCGUGGAUGACGGAUGCUGCAAAAUUUUGCCUCUCUCAAUUCGCAACGCCUUCUCGGAAAUGAUCGACCUCGAACUGUUGAAAGACCCAAUCAUGCUCAUCCUUUGCCUGUCCAACCUCCUCGGAAUGAUGGGAUUCUACAUUCCAUUCAUGUUCCUUAAAGAUCUCUCUGAAUCAAUGAAACUCGACCCAUCGCAAGCCAAGUUCCUCGUCCCAAUCAUCGGAGUCACCAACACAGUAGGCAGGGUUUUCUUCGGUUGGGUUGCUGACAAAAAAUAUCUCUCUGCUUUGACCAUCAACAAUCUGUCACUCAUUAUCUGCGGAUUCUUGACUCUUGCAUGCCCACUUCUUCGCACAAUGGGAGGACAAUACUUCUACUCCUUCUUCUUCGGAUUCAUUAUCUCUGCCUACAUUUGCUUGACCUCGAUCGUACUUGCUGAUCUCAUGGGACUCGAAAAGCUCACCAACUCCUUCGGACUCCUGGUCGUUGCCAGAGGUAUUGCUGCUCUUGCUGGAUCUCCAUUCGCCGGACUUGUCUAUGAUAUCACUGGAAGUUACGAUGCCGCUUUCUACUUCGGAGGAAUGGUUAUCUUGGUUGCUGGACUCAUUUCUGCCACAAUUCCAUUUGUUAUCAAACGUCGUGGACCAGCUCAAGAUUCCGCUUUCCAAAUGCAAGACCAGGAUAAUAUGUCUGGCAAAUUGUCUGUUUUGACCGAACGGUCAGAGGAGGCAUUGACUGAUUAUCAAAGAACCAUUCAGUCUUUAAAACAACAACAUCAGUUGUUACAAGGUGACCUAGAAAAGCGCAAACAAUUGAACAAUGGAGUCGUCGAGGAGGAGGAUGAGAAUGAUGAGCAAGUAUGUUCAUCUGAUAAAGAAAAUGAUAAAUUGAUGUUUUAUUAA
Caenorhabditis briggsae is the source of this 2352-nucleotide messenger RNA. It is a transcript of the gene Cbr-pes-22, whose product is annotated as Protein CBR-PES-22. NCBI's taxonomy places the organism in Eukaryota, Metazoa, Nematoda, Chromadorea, Rhabditida, Rhabditidae. Gene Ontology annotation, molecular function: monocarboxylic acid transmembrane transporter activity. Gene Ontology annotation, biological process: transmembrane transport; monocarboxylic acid transport. The record is from RefSeq and is a predicted model, not a curated record. Bases 1 to 2352 code for a protein of 783 amino acids. The transcript has 9 exons.